Molecule: messenger RNA, 672 nt
Organism: Cooperia oncophora
Lineage: Eukaryota; Metazoa; Nematoda; Chromadorea; Rhabditida; Trichostrongylidae
Source: the annotation of a GenBank genome assembly
AUGGAGGGUUACUCCAAUGAAAACAGGGGUCCGUCGCAGGAAUCAAGGGGUGGAUCACGCGAGGGACAUGGCUCUGCGGAACAAUUGAAUAUUCGAGCACCGGAGCAGAAGCAUGUCGUCGGCACAUUUGAUCCAAACUACCAAACGCUAGCCGGAUUGAACAAUGCAGACAUCUUCCAAAAUAAGGCAGGCGGUGGUGGAGGAAUGGGAGGAGGAAUGGGAGCGCAAGCUGCAAGGCCGCCAGCUCAAGGUCAGAAUAAGAUGGCUGGAACAUUUGAUCCGAAUUACCAAACACUUGCUGGGCUCAACAACGAGGAUAUCUUCAAGAAAAAACCCGGUGCUCCUGGUAUUGGUGGAGGCGGCGGUGGGGCUUUCCCAGGAGGCAAUAUAAAACCACCACCUCCAGUCCCAGCAGGUGGGAAGAAGAUGGCAGCUACAUUCGACCCGAACUACCAAACCCUUGCUGGACUGAACAACGAAGACGUGUUCAAACCAAAGGGUGGACCUCCACCACCUCCAGCGAAACCUCUUGGUGGUCCAUUCGGAGGUGUUCCUCCACCCAAACCACAAGCUCCAGCUAGAGGCGCAGGGCCGAAAAUGGUGGGUACAUUCGAUCCGAACUAUCAGACGCUUGCUGGACUCAACAAUGAAGAUGUAUUUCGGAAAAAGUGA